GAAAAAGAUAGCAGAUGUAUGUAUGUAUUGAAAAUAACUUCUAUUAUAUGGAGAACUGUAAACUCUCUAUCGUUCAGUCAUCAGUUAACGACUCAAACAACGAAAUUUGCGGGUUCGAAAUUUGCUCAUCCUCGCGUUGGCUUCGUAACAAACUACAGUGUUACUUUCCAGUGUCUAGUAUCUGGUCUGAUAUGUCAAAUCCUGCUGACCGUUCAAAUUAUCUUCAAGACAGCAGUAGUGAUACUGAGACUGAUUGCAAGGAAACUGAUGGACGUGGACGAUUACGCGUUUGUAAAAAUAAUUUGAGAAUGCGCCCGACAAUAGGAAUAGGAAAGAGUCAACCUCAGAAUCACGGAACUCAGACAAGUAUGGGAGGAUUGUCGGGGAACCAGCAAAGCGAUGAUCGCAUAACGCUGAUUGUCGACAACACGAGAUUCAUCUUGGACCCCUCGUUGUUCACCGCUCACCCAAACACGAUGUUGGGUCGGAUGUUCAGCUCGGGGAUAGAUUUCGCUCAGCCGAACGAGCGAGGGGAGUAUGAAGUCGCGGAGGGAAUUUCCGCGAUGGUUUUCCGCGCGAUCCUCGAGUACUACAAGGGAGGAAUUAUUCGCUGUCCGCCGACGGUCACUGUUCAAGAGCUGAGAGAAGCUUGUGAUUAUCUGCUGGUACCUUUUGAUGCCAAUACUGUCAAGUGUCAGAAUUUACGAGGAUUAUUACAUGAGCUGUCUAAUGAAGGCGCCCGCUGUCAAUUUGAAGUAUUUCUAGAGGAUUUAAUUUUACCGCUCAUGGUCAAUAGUGCUAGACGGGGAGAUCGAGAAUGUCAUAUUGUGGUUUUGCUUGAAGAUGAUUUGGUUGAUUGGGAUGAAGAAUAUCCCCCACAAAUGGGUGAAGAAUAUUCCCAAACUGUAAAUAGUACAGCGAUGUACCGAUUUUUCAAGUAUAUAGAAAACCGUGACGUAGCGAAGCAAGUAAUGAAAGAGCGUGGAUUAAAAAAGAUCCGUCUUGGUAUCGAGGGCUACCCGACUUACAAAGAAAAAAUAAAAAAGCGAGCGGGUGGACGUGCCGAGGUCAUUUAUAAUUACGUCCAGCGACCUUUUAUCCACAUGUCUUGGGAAAAAGAGGAGGCCAAGAGUCGUCACGUCGACUUCCAGUGUGUUAAGUCCAAGUCGGUGACCAACCUGGCCGAGGCGACUGCCGACCCAGCGCUGCUCGACGCCGCGGGUAACACACAAGCCGUCGAGGAUCUUCCUCAGCCUGAAGUGAUCGCUGUCGGGUCGGAUCCUGACGCCGAAGGAGCCAUGGCUUUGAUGCCCGACAUCGAUCCUCGCCGUCUUCUUUCCGAGGACCUUAUGUGACUCGGCGUCUCCACGCGAUGCCAUCCAUGUCAGCACAACCACAACUACAAAGACCACUCCGCACUGCGUUAAAUUAUUAAUUAUUAAUUAUUGAAGAUUUUACAUUAGACUUCAAUACUGUACUACCAAUAGAUAGACACUAACACAUGUUUAUAUUUAUAAUUAAUUUAUAAAUUACUGUAAAUAACUUUUCUAUUCAGUCGUAUCAUAUUAUACUAUAUUACAUUACUUAUAAUUGUAAUAUUAGCUUUCACAUUACAUAUCCAGGUUUAAAUAUUAGAGUUUACG
This is a messenger RNA of Cotesia glomerata, 1643 nucleotides long. Its product is annotated as BTB/POZ domain-containing protein 10. Gene Ontology annotation, molecular function: protein binding. The transcript is spliced from 5 exons. Bases 15 to 1355 code for a protein of 446 amino acids. Gene Ontology annotation, cellular component: cytoplasm. The record is from RefSeq and is a predicted model, not a curated record. NCBI's taxonomy places the organism in Eukaryota, Metazoa, Arthropoda, Insecta, Hymenoptera, Braconidae. Gene Ontology annotation, biological process: positive regulation of phosphorylation.